Molecule: messenger RNA, 1676 nt
Organism: Phodopus roborovskii (desert hamster)
Lineage: Eukaryota; Metazoa; Chordata; Mammalia; Rodentia; Cricetidae
Product: histidine-rich glycoprotein-like
Biological process (GO): negative regulation of fibrinolysis; negative regulation of endopeptidase activity; regulation of platelet activation
Cellular component (GO): endolysosome; blood microparticle; extracellular region
Molecular function (GO): zinc ion binding; heparin binding; serine-type endopeptidase inhibitor activity
Source: RefSeq, a predicted model, not a curated record
AUGGUGGACCACAGUCUAGGAUGGCUCAGCACAAUGAAUGUGCUCACCACAGCAUUGCUUCUAGUCACCCUGCAGUAUUGCCAUGCUCUGAGUCCCACCAACUGUGAUGCUUCCGAGCCUUCGGCUGAGAAAGUUCUAGACCUGAUCAAUAAAGGGCGGAGGAAUGGCUAUGCUUUCGAGCUGCUUCGAGUCUCUGAUGCUCACCUGGACAGAGUGGGAAAUGCCACCGUCUACUACUUAGUCCUAGAUGUGAAGGAAUCUGACUGUUGGGUCUUAUCCACAAAAUCCCGGGAUGUCUGUCUUCUGGCUAUUUCUGGUCGGCCAUCUGAAAUAGUGAUUGGACAAUGCAAGAUAAUUGCUACAAGAUACUCAAAUGAGUCUCAAGAUUUUAGAGUGAAUAACUAUAACUGCACCACAAGUUCUGUCUCUUCAGCCCUAAGCAACACCAAAGACAGCCCUGUGCUCUUGGAUUUCUUUGAGGAUUCAGAGCUUUACAGAGAACAAGCCAAUACUGCCCUCGACAAGUACAAAGGGGAGCAUGGCGACUUUGCCCCUUUCAGAGUGGAACGAAUAGAGAGGGUUAUAAGAGCGAGAGGAGGUGAAAGAAGCAAUUACUACUUGGACUUUUCUAUGAGGAACUGUUCCACACAGCAUUUCCCCAGAUACCCUCCCGUCUUUGGGUUCUGCAGAGCAGUUUUGUCCUAUGAUGUAGAAGCCUCUGGUUUGGAAGCCCCGAAAGACACUGAAAUAAACUGUGAAGUCUUCAACUUUGAGGAAAGAAACAUGAGCCAUGAGUGUUCUUAUGGCAAACAUCUGUGCAAGUUCAGUGGAUCCAGGGGUCGUCAUCAUACCCACAAGAUGUAUGAACAUGGCUACCUACCUCCACCAGAAGAUGACUCAGACAGGCCACCACUUCAAGACGGAUCCCUCCCACAACCGCCCCCUCGCCAUUCCUCUCCUUUUGGUACCAACAGAACCCAUAGACCCCCUCAUAAUCAUGGUUGUAAUGAGCAUCCUUCCCAUAGACACCAUCCCCAUGGACACCAUCCCCAUGGGCAACACCAUCCUCAUGGACACCCUCCUCAUGGACACCCUCCCCAUGGACACCCUCCUCAUGGACACCCUCCUCAUGGACACCCUCCCCAUGGACACCCUCCUCAUGGACACCCUCCCCAUGGACACCCUCCUCAUGGACAUGAUUUCCAUGACUAUGGACCCUGUGAUCCAUCCUCCAACAGCCAAAAAUUCAAAGGGCAGUAUCGCCAGGGACAUGGCCCACCACAUGGCCACUCACGAAAAAGAGGUUCAGGUAAAGGACUCUCUCCUUUCCACCACCAAGAAAUCGGAAAUGUCUACCGACUCCCUCCACUAAGUUCUAGUGAAGUUUUAGAUAUUCCUGAAGCCAAUUUCCCCAGCAUCUCACCACCAAAUUGCAACAAUCCCCUCCAACCAGAAAUUCAGUCCUUCCCCCAGGCAGCCUCAGAGUCAUGUCCAGGGAAAUUCAAGAGUGAGUUUCCACAAAUUCAUAAGUUUUUUGCAAAUAUGCCUCCAAAAUAAAACCUGAUUCCUUGGUGGGGAGAAAAUGGACAAUGUUCUGAAUAAAUAAAAUGUGAACAGUAAGAAAUGAAAGGUGUAGUUAUUUUAACUUCACCUUCAUACUUAGGGAAGUAUGGGAA